Messenger RNA from Fusarium verticillioides 7600, 381 nucleotides. RefSeq lists its product as hypothetical. The transcript is spliced from 2 exons. Lineage: Eukaryota; Fungi; Ascomycota; Sordariomycetes; Hypocreales; Nectriaceae. The record is from RefSeq and is a predicted model, not a curated record. The coding region runs from base 1 to 381 and encodes 126 amino acids.
AUGACACAGAACUCUCCAACAAAGGCCGAGUUCGUGGCUACUCUCGACAGACUUGUCACCCGGAUGCUUUCUAUAGAUCGCCAGGCGAAGUGUGUGGUGCGACAGUUGAGCCACGCUGAGUACAUCUGGCACGAGUCGAAAGCAAUAACUCAGAGACUCCGCCUUGAAGCAAGACAAGCUCUUAAAGAGGCGGUUGAGAUGCUAAACCAUGCUGACCCUGUCCUUGAUGGUGAGGACGAAGGGCCUGGUGCGCCUUGCACCCCAACUAACCCAAAUCCUUGGAGCCAGAGUGCUGCCAUAGAAAUCGGCAUCUCGAUGCACGAGUCGGCUGCUACUGAGGCUACUUCCAGCCAAUGUUCAUCUACUUCUGGGAGCCAGUAG